AUGCGAUUCCCCCUCCCCAACCCCCUCUUCGAGGGGCUGAAGUCUCUUUUCUGCAACGCCGUCAAUUUUCUGUCCCCGGAGAGCGAUGUUUUGGCUCUGCAGCUGGGGACGGUGCUGGUGGGAUCCCCUACACAGGACGGGACCAUCUCCAUCCUCACCACCUCGGUGGAGGCGGACGAGCCCCACAGGGUGCAGUUCCCGGCUCCCCGCCAAGGCAGCCCUCUGAGCCCGGGACAGCCUCGCUGGGCCAACUACGUCAAAGGUGUCAUCCAGCACUACCGGGGUGGUCCCGUGCCGGGCUUCAGUGCCGUGAUAGCCAGUGACAUCCCCCUGGGCGGGGGCCUCUCCAGCUCGGCCUCUCUGGAGGUGGCUACUUACACCUUCCUCCAGCAGCUCUGCCCUGAUGACGGUGAUUUGGUAGCCAAGGCGCUGGCGUGCCAGAAAGCGGAGCACACAUUUGCCAGCAUGCCCUGUGGGAUCAUGGACCAGUUCGUAUCCGUGAUGGGCAAGGAAGGCCACGCGCUGCUCAUUGACUGCAGGUCCCUGGAGACCGUCCUCGUCCCACUGACUGAUGCCACCUUGGCCGUCCUCAUCACCAACUCCAACGUACGGCACACGCUGACGGGCAGUGAGUACCCCACACGCCGACGGCAGUGCGAGGAGGCGGCGGCGGCGCUCGGCAAGGCCAGCCUGCGAGAUGCCACCAUGGCUGAGCUGGAAGCGGCCAGGAGCCAGCUGGGCGAGGAGGUGUACCGGCGGGCCAGGCACGUCAUCGGCGAGAUAGCACGGACAGUCCAGGCAGCUCAAGCGCUGCAAGACAGGGACUACAAGACGUUUGGGAGGCUGAUGGUGGAGAGUCACAACUCCCUCAGGGAUGACUAUGAAGUGAGCUGCCCGGAGCUGGACAAGCUGGUAGCAGCAGCUCUGGAGGUUGAUGGGGUUUAUGGCAGCAGGAUGACAGGGGGAGGCUUCGGAGGCUGCACGGUGACGUUGCUGGAGGCCGGGGCUGCAGAGAGAGCCCAGCACCACAUCCAGGAGAAAUACAGCGGCACAGCCACCUUCUACCUCACCAAACCCUCCGGAGGGGCAAAGGUGCUGCUCCUGUAG
Messenger RNA from Charadrius vociferus (killdeer), 1107 nucleotides. It is a transcript of the gene GALK1, whose product is annotated as galactokinase 1. Gene Ontology annotation, biological process: galactose metabolic process; carbohydrate phosphorylation. NCBI's taxonomy places the organism in Eukaryota, Metazoa, Chordata, Aves, Charadriiformes, Charadriidae. The record is from RefSeq and is a predicted model, not a curated record. The transcript is spliced from 8 exons. Gene Ontology annotation, molecular function: ATP binding; galactokinase activity. Gene Ontology annotation, cellular component: cytoplasm; cytosol. Bases 1 to 1107 code for a protein of 368 amino acids.